Molecule: messenger RNA, 411 nt
Organism: Striga hermonthica
Lineage: Eukaryota; Viridiplantae; Streptophyta; Magnoliopsida; Lamiales; Orobanchaceae
Source: the annotation of a GenBank genome assembly
AUGGAUAGGGACCUCCGCUGCCGGCACCCAGUCCACUGCCAAAUCUCCGAUCGGCGGACACCAGCUGGCGAGACGUCCCCGGCGACUAAAACUCCGAAGAGAUCUAACGCGUUGGCCUUGACUUUGGAUCAUCGAACAAUGGCUUCCGAUGCACAGAAAGUGGUAGUUCAUUUGAGAGCCACUGGUGACGCUCCAAUUCUGAAGCAAUCAAAAUUCAAGAUUGCCGGAACAGACAAGUUCGCAAAAGUAAUAGAUUUUCUUCGCCGUCAGCUUCACAGGGACACACUGUUUGUGUAUGUAAACAGUGCUUUCUCACCGAAUCCUGAUGAGCUGGUCCUCGACCUUUAUAAUAAUUUCGGCAUUGAUGGCAAAUUGGUGGUCAAUUAUGCAUGCUCCAUGGCGUGGGGUUAA